Messenger RNA from Tuber melanosporum (Perigord truffle), 3175 nucleotides. RefSeq lists its product as uncharacterized. Gene Ontology annotation, biological process: Golgi to plasma membrane protein transport; SNARE complex disassembly; intra-Golgi vesicle-mediated transport. The record is from RefSeq and is a predicted model, not a curated record. Gene Ontology annotation, molecular function: ATP binding; ATP hydrolysis activity. Gene Ontology annotation, cellular component: Golgi stack. Lineage: Eukaryota; Fungi; Ascomycota; Pezizomycetes; Pezizales; Tuberaceae. Bases 106 to 2406 code for a protein of 766 amino acids. The transcript has 5 exons.
CUCAUACAUUUCCUCUGUUCCUCGGCCUCCUCCUUCACCUAGAAGUGCUUUUUGAAUCCAGACCUUUCAAGUACUCGAAGUUCCUAACCACCGAAAACCUCCACCAUGUAUGGCCACACUCGGGAAUAUCCUAGAGGGGUGGCAGCAGCUCAACCAAGGGCGUUUAGACUCACCAAGAGUCCUAAUGAGCAGUUUAUCGUUACGAAUUUUGUUGCCGUUUCUCCACGAGAUUUUCCUCGCGAGCAAUAUGUCAUCUGUGAUGGCCGAUAUAUCCUUACAGUUCAGCCCAUCAACACCAUAGAGCCUGGAUAUGCCGGAUUCUCUUCUGCUCACAGAGACUGGGCCCAGUGGAGUUUGACCGACCGUAUCAAUAUUGUCCCUUUCGACCCGUUCGCUCAAGGCAAAGCUCCUUACUUAGGGAGCUUGGACCUGGAAAUUGGAUUCGCUGCUAAGAAAAUAAGUGAUGAAAGUUAUGACCAGGACGACCUCACCAAGCUUUUUAUUAGGAGUUUUCAAAACCAAAUCUUUGCUCCGGGGCAACGAACGAUAAUGGAUGUUAGGAACAUCAAAGUUCUAAUCGUCGUCAAAACUGUACAGAUAGUCAGGCUUUCUGACAAUCAAUCUGCUUUGCCCCCUGAUGCACCAACAACCUCCAAUCCUUCAGACCACGGAAUCUUGACUCCUCACACCUACAUCACAUUUUACAAAGAUGCGAAAUCCCCAAUCAAGAUCAAAGGCUCCAAUAAGCGACCAGCAGCCAAUGCUAUCAUACAACCCAACUUUAAAUUCGAAGAUAUGGGCAUUGGAGGUCUUGACACAGAAUUCUCUCAAAUCUUUCGUAGAGCUUUUGCAUCUCGAAUAUUUCCACCUGGGCUCGUGGAAAAACUUGGAAUCCAACACGUGAAGGGUAUUUUACUCUUUGGGCCCCCUGGUACGGGUAAAACCUUGAUCGCUAGACAGAUCGGUAAGAUGUUGAACGCGAGGGAACCUAAGAUUGUUAACGGUCCCGAAAUCUUAAAUAAGUAUGUUGGGCAAUCAGAGGAAAACAUCAGAAAGUUGUUUGCGGAUGCGGAAAAGGAGUACAAGGAAAAGGCCGAAGAUAGCGGUUUACAUAUCAUCAUAUUUGACGAGCUGGAUGCUAUCUGCAAACAAAGAGGAAGUAAGAACGACGGAACUGGGGUUGGCGACUCUGUUGUGAAUCAGCUACUCUCGAAGCUCGAUGGUGUUGAUCAAUUGAACAAUGUCCUGAUUAUUGGUAUGACAAAUCGUAUGGACAUGAUCGAUGAAGCCCUUCUGCGUCCAGGCCGUCUCGAAGUACACAUGGAAAUUUCCCUCCCUGACGAGUUUGGCCGCCACCAAAUAUUGAAGAUUCACACAAACAAGAUGAGGGAAAACAAUGUUAUUGAUUCUGAUGUUGAUAUUCAGGAGCUCGCCGCAAAGACAAAGAACUUUUCAGGAGCCGAGAUCGGUGGAUUGGUUAAGAGCGCUAGUAGUUUUGCAUUUAACCGUCAUGUGAAGGUUGGAACUGUUGCCGGAAUAUCGGAAGACAUCGAGAACAUGAAGGUUAAUCGCCAAGACUUCCUUAAUGCGCUCGACGAAGUUCGUCCAGCCUUUGGAGUUUCUGAAGAAGAACUUGAACAAGCAGUCCAGGGUGGUAUUAUCUGCUAUUCACAAAAUAUCAACUCCAUUCUUGCAGAAGGUCGCUUGUUUGUUGAACAGGUCAGAAAGUCGGAGAGGACGCCACUCGUGUCGGUCCUGAUGCACGGGCCUCCUGGGUCUGGGAAGACAGCACUAGCCGCCUCAAUAGCGAAAGCUAGCGAGUUCCCAUUCAUCAAACUUGUAUCCCCAGAAUCCAUGGUUGGAUUCAACGAAAUGAGCAAAGUUAGCUACUUGAGCAAAGUCUUCAUGGAUGCCUACAAGUCCCCACUCAAUAUUGUCAUUGUCGAUAAUGUUGAGCGAAUUCUUGAAUUUGUUCCUAUUGGGCCGCGCUUUUCCAACCCUGUUCUCCAGACUCUACUUGUGUUGCUCCGCAAACAGCCACCGCAGGGCCGACGGCUUCUGAUUAUUGCAACAACCACUGAGAGAUCUGUGCUGGCUCAGAUGGACUUUCUCAACGCCUUUGAUGCUGAUAUUGCAGUACCGAACGUCGCAAACCACAACGAGCUCGGCCAUAUUCUGCACGAGCUACAGGCAUUCAACUCGGAUGGCGAAAGGCAACAAGUCUUGCGUGAUCUCCAGAGUACUACCCGAACCAAGCAGCUCAACGUUGGCAUCAAGAAAAUUUUAAUGGGUGUCGAAACGGCGACCCAAGAUGAGGAUAUGGCGGGAAGGUUUGUGAGCGUGAUUAGUAGAGCUGUUGGAGAAAAUGGGGCAGGUUUGCAGGGCGGCGAGUCCGGAUUGUAUUGAUGGAUAUUAGAUAAACCCGGGUAUCACGCUGGUUGCGGGGGGGGGGCGAGCGGGAGCUGGGUAGGCGCGAUAUAAACUUCCCGGGUUCCGUAGAAUAUUGAUAAAACAAGUUACCGGGGAUUGAAAGAGAUGUAUUGGUGGCCAGUGUAUUUGUUCCCUCCUCCGUGGGCCCACGUAACCAGUUCAGGAGGAACAUGGCAGGACUAGUGCGGGGACCAGUCGGCUUUCGGGUCUUACGUUCCUCUAGCUACAUGGAUCUUUCUAUGCCCAUCUCGGCCUUAAGGUAGAAGAGAACUCGUGUGAAUAUCAGUAGAAUCACUGGACUGGAGCCUGGUGGUGAUCAACCGACGUCGCCGUGAAUCGAUGUGUGAAAGGUCAGAAGAAAAUAUAGGGGAGGGGGUGGUGGGGUUGACUUGCUCGAACCCUUGGGCGGUAUAAACAGGUCCCUAAUAUACGUAAAACCUUUGAUAGGUUUUUCAUAAUAUUAUCAUACAACGGCAUACAUCUCUUUGACCCACCUUGUGGAAGGAUAUCAUAGAUGGUGAUAUCUAGCGGACACCGGGUCUAGCGUGUCGGGUGAUCAACCAUGUUUGUGAUACAACAAGCUGGUAUGAUAUCAUAGCAAACACAGCGAGAUCGGGGGGGUUCACCCCCGGUAGUCUAACCGCCUUACGAAGGCCCUUUUAGGGCCAGUUUGGUUGUGAUGGUUCCGUUCCGUUUUGCGACCGUUUCCCAUAAUUAUAAGAAUUGUCAUCCUUCGGUUUUGAAA